Messenger RNA from Plasmopara halstedii, 1611 nucleotides. Its product is annotated as Thaumatin. Lineage: Eukaryota; Oomycota; Peronosporomycetes; Peronosporales; Peronosporaceae. The record is from RefSeq and is a predicted model, not a curated record. The coding region runs from base 1 to 1611 and encodes 536 amino acids. The transcript is spliced from 2 exons.
AUGGUCAAGGCGGCGCUGCCUUCGAAAUUCGCACUAGCUGCAUAUCUUUACCCAAUUGAGCUCUACCAUAGCCAAAAAGGCUCAUCUGUCGACAAGGUGGGUGACAUUGCCAUUGGAGCAUCUCUCAUGCAUGUCAUCACUGGGCAAUCGCACAUGUUUCGCCACUCACUCAGCACAUCAGCAACAUUAGUAGAGCUUUCCGUCGACUCUGUCGUCUGGUACGACUUAAGCAUCAUUCCACCCAUGCCAAACUACUGCUCAAGUUACCUUGAAUGCAAACUCGGAGGCAAGACAGGUUUCAAUGUUGCCAUUUCGAUUGACCCAACGUCAAAUUUGGACUUACCACAUUGUUCCUGUGUUAAAUGUGCGAGCGAUAACAAUGAAACUUGUGCCGAUGCUUACCAUUUUCCAACGGAUAACAAGAAAAUGCGCGACUGUCCGUUGGGUACAGCAUUCGAUGUAACCUUUUGUUAUGGUGGUAAUGAUCUACUCAAUACAUCUCAAAUUGGACAAUACUUGCCAGACCAGAACGAUAUUGUGCAAAGCGAGGCAGACCAAAAUGAAGUAGAGCAAAACGACAACGAGGUGGAGCAGAACGAGGUUGAGCAACAGGAGCCAUCAACCCCGGACCCGACUUCGACUCCCUCUUUAGACGAACGCACUGAAACACCCGGUGGUCUUGGUAUUGUCAAGACGACAUACACAUACGCUGGAGUUUACGCUGGUAAUUAUCCUGGAACGUACAAUCGUGUGACCAAUCUGAACCAAUGUUCGAAAGAACCGGUGACUCUGCAUAGUCCCGUUGGUCCCAUGUCCGAACCUGUCACAAUGGUCUUCCGUGGUCCCAUGGAAAUUUUCAAUAUUGCUGUAUUCACUAGCGAAGGAGGGAACAGCUCAUGGAAUCGUGCUUCAUACUACGCACGAGAGACAGGUGAAGUCGACAAUAUGACGUUCAUGAACAACAAAAAUGUUGACUAUUCGGGCAAUGGACAACAUGGUCCACAAGGUUAUGCCACAGCUGACGGAAAGGAUAAAGCCGACCAGCCAACGGUCUUUGCAGGUAAAUUAGACGAUGCCUCCGAUCCGACCAAAAUAGGUGGUGGUCCAGGUAUUUCCACGGGUACGGAGAUCAAUAUUUUGACUGGCCAAAAGUGCAAUGGUCAAUGUCUUGGUUUUGCGGGCGACAAUGACUACCAAGGUUGGGGUGGUGGCCGAAAGAUUUUUGUGACAAAAGUCAUGAUGCCAAAGGGUGCGAUUCCAGACCGACCAGCGAUUUGGAUCUUAAAUGCUCAGGUAGUGCACUCGAACCAAUAUGGUUGCAAUUGUCGUGGCAUGGGGCCCGUUGCUGGCUGUGCUGAACUUGAUGUUUCUGAGGUGAUCGAGACCAACUUGCAAGGCGACAUGGUAUCGACUCAUUACUAUCACUUUGAUGGUAAAUAUCCGAAUCCUAAAGGUGACAACUUCGCGCCACGUCGGUACGAUACGCCCACAGUAUACGUGACAAUCAUUGACGACUCGAAAGACGGAGUUGUUAAAAUCGUCGAGCUUGACAGCUUCGACUUUACUCUUACUAAUUUGGAUUCGUUUUAUGAUCAGCUGAUGACCUGUUAA